GAGAGCACAGGCUGAAUUGUGAGUGGCUUACGACACUCAGUGAACAGAAGGUGCUCCUGCAUGCUAUGCCAGCACACUAGCCUGCUUGCACGGCACCACACUCCGCUCUCCUCUCCUCUCCUCUCCUUUCCUCUCCUCCGCACACUACGCCCCAGCCGCACCACUGUCUGCCUCAGUUCUCAGCAACAGCCUCCAGAGCCGGGAACAGACCAGAUGCGUGUUGCUCCAUCAGCAGCACGGCCAGCACCAGAGGGGCUUGACUGACCACAUAUUCAAUCCUCAAACUGAAUUUGGGAUACUAAAAAAACGGCUGGUAAUCAGUGAUAACGAACAGAGAGUGUAGGGGGAGAAAAAAAGAGUGUGAGAGAAAAAAAAAGGAACCAAGGAGAUCAAAGACCCUUGUUGAAUCGAGGCUCUCUGAAUGCAUUUUUUUCUCCUCAAGACUGAGAAUGCAAUGACCCGCCUCACUGGAUUAAACAUCGCAGUCACUGCAGAGGAUCGGAGAGAGGAGGAGGACAACGCUCAUGCAUGCAGCUAAGGGGAACUUGCACUUCCUACCAGUUUACUGAAAGCUACUUGGACUCCGUCGCUUUCUGCUUCUUUCACUCGAGGAGAACUAAGACAUUGUAAGUCUGCCAGGAUCUGCUGUCCGCUGAAAAAAGGGAGGGGGAGUCGAAUUUGUUCCACACUGGGGUCUUUUUAAAAUUCGCACAUAAUUAGUGUCUGCACAAAGGAAGCCGCUGAAUAGGGGUUGUCAGCCUCUGGAAUAAGGGUGAGUAGGAAUCCUUUUAUAUGAGAUUGUUUCCUGAAGAAUACUUUUUUUUUAGAAAAAAAUCCCCACCGCUCCCCCUCCUCCUUGCCACCUCUUCACUCGCAUCUAACAUGAGCAAAGUGACUUGUCCUCUGUCUCUCUUAAUUCCUAUCGUUCGGAGGGGGCAGGAUUGCUCCUGUCAGUAAAGCACCAUCAGUCACACCAAAAAUCUAUCAAAAAUAGGGGGCAACAAGGAGAGAGCGUUCUGGCCUGGGGAGCUUACAAAUCAUGACGCACAAAACGAUACAAAUCUGAGACGUUUUCAAUGGACUUUGUCUGGGAUAUAUCUCAGGAUAUUCAUGCUAAUGGAUUUCCUUCUAAUUGGUCUGUACCUAAAGUGGCCGUUGAGGAAGCCCCCCGGGUUGCUACUGUGCUCGCUGGGUAUUUUUCUGAAAAUGGUUCCCUUGGUGGAGGGCUCUUGUCCGCGGCUGUGUCGCUGCGACAACAAACUCAUCUACUGCGAGGGGCUUAACCUGACGGAGAUCCCCCGCAACCUGAGCAGCGCUGUUGGCUUGUCCCUGCGGGAGAACAACAUAUCUGAGCUGCGGGAAGCCAACUUUGUCGGCCUGUCGCAGCUCACCUGGCUCUACCUGGAUCACAACGGCAUCCAGCUGGUCGAGGAGAAUGCCUUCGAGCGGCUGCGUCGCAUCAAGGAGCUGGACCUAAGCACCAACCGGAUUGAGAGCCUGGCGAAUGGCACGUUCAAACCUCUGCCCAACCUGCGCAUCCUGGAUUUAUCCUACAACAGGCUGCAGGAGCUGGAGCCUGACCUUUUCCAUGGCCUUAGGAAGCUAACCAAUUUGCAUCUGCGCUACAAUGCCCUCAAGUUUGUCCCUGUGAGGAUCUUCCAGGACUGCAGAAGCAUGCAGUUCUUGGAUCUGGGCUACAACCAGCUGCAGAGCCUGGCACGCAACUCGUUCGCCGGGCUGUUCAAACUGACUGAGCUGCAUCUGGAGCACAAUGAACUGGUGAAAAUCAACCUGGCCCACUUUCCUCGACUCAUCUCCCUGCGCACACUCUACAUGCGCAACAACAAGGCCACCAUUGUGGUCAACACUCUUGACUGGACCUGGCACUUCUUGGAGAAGAUCGAUUUCGCCGGCAACGAGAUUGAGUACAUUGAGCCGCACGUGUUCGAGAGCGUUCCCAACCUGAAAACACUCAUGCUGGACGCCAACAAGCUCGCCUACUUGGACCAGCGGAUCCUGGACUCGUGGGGCUCGCUGGACAGUAUCAUGCUCUCGGGGAACGAGUGGGAAUGCAGUCGCAACGUCUGCGCCCUGGCCUCCUGGCUCAGCAGCUUCCGGGGUCAGCGCGACAGCGCCUUGCUCUGCUCCAGCCCGGACAUCGCCCAGGGCGAGGACAUCCUGGACGCCGUCUACGCCUUCCAGCUCUGCGAGGAAGGCGCCGACAGCACCACCCAGACCUUCACCAUCACCCGCGGCGACCGGGCCGGUCCGGGCUACAUCUACGAAGGCCCGACCCGCAGCACGUACAACCUCCAGGAGACGGAGGGCGGUGGCGUGGUGACCGGCACCUUCACUGUCACCCCGCCAGCCGAGGACCUGGACAGCACCAUGCAGAUCCAGAAGGUGGUGACAGGCACCAUGGCCCUGAUCUUCUCAUUCCUCAUCGUGGUGCUCAUGCUCUACGUCUCCUGGAAGUGUUUCCCGGCCGGCGUGAGGCAGCUCCGCCAGUGCUUCACCAGCCAGCGCCGCAAGCAGAAGCAGAAGCAGACCAUGCAACAGAUGGCCACCAUGUCCACACCGGAGUACUACGUCGACUACAAGCCCAACCACAUCGAGGGGGCCCUGGUCAUCAUCAACGAGUAUGGCACCUGCACCUGCCAGCAGCAACCCUCGCGGGAGUGCGAGGUGUGAUGCGGCCGGCGGGCCCUCCGAGGGAGCACUGGAGGUUUUUGGUUCCCCUUUCUCCCACUGGGGGGGGGGGUGGGUGAGUUUCACUGGAUUGAUGUAGCUUGGACAAAUCAGACAGCGCACUGCACCACGCUGCACUUGGCUGGAACAAAAGGAUUGAUGGAUGAAUGGAUGGAUGGAUGGAUGGCUAACUGGAGAAGAAGAAUGGGGGUGUGGUGGCUGGAAAGUGGCAGCUCCUUGAGACUGAGAGACGGUGGAUUUUACUGCUGACUUGUGAUCAGUCUCUGCCUACUGAAGGACCUGUUGACUUGACGCAAAACAAAGCUUUGUGGAAUUACGCCGUGGUGGAGAGGAUAUUUCAGCUUUAAUGUGUCUUUCUAAUUCAGGAUAUUCUAAAAAAACAACAACAACAUUCUGACAAAAAAAAAAAUAACUGGGGACAUCCAGAUGAAAAAACACUGUUUUUAUUGUAUUAAUGACAAGGAAAGGGGGGGGGGGGGGGGGGGGGGGGUGGAGAAUAUAAAAAAAAUCAAGUGAGGAGAUUUGAAAAGAAUAAAAAAAGAACAAAAACACAGAGUCUGUAUAAAAUAUGUUAUAAAAGCAGAAAUGCAAGAGUGGGGGAAAUGCAAGAAGCUAUCCUAUUUGUUUUGUAAACUAAAAAAAAUGAUGAUGUUUAAAUAAAUGAAUUGCUAUUCACCAUAAAGCUGUCUGCAGAGGCAUUGGGAAGACACAGGUGAUGUGGUGGAGGAUGUAAUGUCUGGUCUCUAGUGGCCGUAGCCAGCUAGGAAAUGAACACGGGGAAGAGUGAUGGCAUCACAUCAUUCAAAACGCAGAGCCUAAAUCAGAUGUUGAGAUCUCACUUUCUUUCUACCUUACUAUACACAUUAUUUUUUGUUUAUCUGUGAGGAAUAAUCAUUGUGCUGGCUUGCCCUUUUGCUGUUGUGGUUUGCAUUUUUAUUCUCCUCUCAUUUCUGAACAGAUAAGGGAAGAAACAACUGUGAAAAUAGAACACAAUGCACUGAGAUGGCAUACUUCACAUCAGCUAAUUUGAAGAUAUUGUGCGCCAUCAAAAUAAACUAAAAUAAGGAUAUGAUACCUUGCGCCAUGCCUUGACUAUUUGUUUUUUAAGACUGAGCUAUCAUGUCAGGGGCUCUAUGUGAAGAGUGAGAACAGUCAAGUUGGUACAAAUAUUUAGCCUUAAACGGUAAAAUAAAAAUGAAUUUGAAAUUGAAAGGAUUUAUAAUUUAUAUGCCUUCUCAAAGCAACUGCUGUGCAACUGGGGAGGAAAACCCAGAUGCUAAAACACAUUUCAAUGUAAUUAUGGAAUAUAUUCUUUAAAAUACAAGCAUAUUUUUCUGUAUUAUUUCCUGCUCUGGUUGUUCAUUGUGUGGCUGGCUGUGUGCACAGAUGGUGUUUCUAGAUUCCUUUGAAAUGUGUUUGAAAACAUGAUGCAUGGAUGGGGAUGAGGUGAGAGGAGAGAAGAGCAGAGGAAAAGAGAGGAAAGGAGAGGAGAGGGGAAGAGAGGAGGA
Molecule: messenger RNA, 4217 nt
Organism: Alosa sapidissima (American shad)
Lineage: Eukaryota; Metazoa; Chordata; Actinopteri; Clupeiformes; Clupeidae
Gene: lrrtm1
Product: leucine rich repeat transmembrane neuronal 1
Exons: 2
Coding region: 1111-2691 (526 amino acids)
Molecular function (GO): protein binding
Source: RefSeq, a predicted model, not a curated record